UGUGUUCUUGUCCCUAAUUUUGCUCCACCUUUUUCAGUUAUUAGAUAGAAAAAAACGUGUCCUGAUUUUCUCUCGCUCGCUAUAUUAUUUAUGUUUAUGGAGCUCUAAAUCGCCGGCUAUUAUUGGGUCGGACCUAACACGUCUUCAGAUCAAUUCACACCUCCGCCUCUAUCGGCAAGUUCACUCUCUUCUUAACUACACUUGCUUUCUGAAUUUUUUCUUAUCUCUAUUCAAUUCAACACAUAAUAUAUACUAUUACUACUGCCUCACACCUCUUUUUUCUUUUCUUUUUUUUUUUAAUUAUUAUUUCUUUGAUCAACGGAAAAGCUGUUGUCCUUUUUGGGGGAAAGAGCUGGAGAGCCUUUUUGCAGUUUCUUUCUUUUACAAAAGAGAUAUAUAAAUUGUACUCAUGAUGCUAAUCAUAAUUUAGUGUUAUUUUUGUCAUGUGGGUUUCUCUUGUUUGGGUCCAUGGAUGCGUCGGUGUACUUUUCUUGGAUUUCUGGGGUUGUAGUGAGGCUGACUGAAAGAUGCAGACUGAGUUUGGUGGAAAGUCGCAUAACUUCUAUGGUCCAGUGGUGUCGGAUAUGAAGGUCGUUGGGAAAAAGAGCAUGGAAUGGGACUUGAAUGAUUGGAGAUGGGAUGGCGAUUUGUUUAUGGCUUCUCCAGUAAACUCCGUGCCGUCAGAUUGUAGGAGUAGGCAGUUCCUGCCAGUUGGAUCAGAUAUUCCUGUGAAAACUGGGGCUUCUAGUAGUUUCCCAUCAGGGACAGAUGAAGUGAUGCUGGGAGAUGAGAGGGUGAAGAGGGAUUUGGAGAAACGUAGGAGGUCUGUUGAGGCAAAUGAACCGCUGAAUGAUGAGGCUGGGUCACUUAAUCUGAAGCUAGGUGGACAUGUGUUUCCUGUCAUGGAAAGGGAGGUGGUAGAUAAAUGGGAAGAUAAAAGUGGGAAGAAGACAAAAGUUUCCAGCACAUCAUCUACUCGCGCUGUUUGCCAAGUAGAUGACUGUAAAGCUGAUUUGAGCAGUGCUAAAGAUUAUCACCGGAGGCAUAAAGUGUGUGAGGUGCAUUCUAAGGCUACCAGAGCUUUAGUAGGAAAUGUUAUGCAGCGGUUUUGUCAACAGUGCAGCAGGUUUCAUGUUCUUCAAGAGUUUGAUGAAGGAAAGCGGAGUUGUCGCAGGCGUCUAGCUGGCCAUAACAAACGAAGGAGGAAAACACAUCCAGAGAAUGUAGUUAGUGCAACCAACCUGAAUGAUGAGCAGGGCAGUAAUUAUUUGUUAAUCAGUCUGCUAAGGAUACUCUCCAAUUUACACACCAGUAGCUCAGAUCAAACAAAGGAUCAGGAUCUGCUAUGUCAUCUCCUAAGAAACCUUGCUGGUUCAAGCAAUGAGAAAAAUACUGCAGGAUUGCUGCCUGUAUCUCAGGACUUGCAAAAUGUGGUGGCAUCUUUGGGGACUGCUCUAAAGGACACUACCAUGCCUGCUGGGCUGGGUGUGACCACACCUUCACCUAAUUUGACACUUAAGAAUACAGUGCCAGAUAAUGCACAAGCUGGAGUUGCACAUAAUGUAUCUGCUUCACAACAAUCUGCUUUACUUUUCCCAGAAAAUGCAAGCAACUUAAGCAAAGCAAAUGCUUCAGAUACGACAGUGGGAAGGAUGAAACUGAACAAUAUUGACUUAAAUAAUGUUUAUGAUGGUUCUCAAGACUGCAUAGAGGAUCAACAGGAUAAUGUUACCCCUGAAAAUCUCGGAAAUGUGUCUGCUGCUGUCCCAUUUUGGUUAUGUAAAGAUUUGCAACAGUCUAGUCCACCACAUAAUAGUGGGAAUUCGGGUUCCACACAGAGCCACUCACCUUCUACAUCCAGUGGGGAGGCACAGAGUCGUACAGAUCGGAUUGUUUUUAAACUUUUUGGCAAAGAUCCAAGUGAUUUUCCUCUUGCUCUGCGGAAACAGAUUCUUGAUUGGCUAUCCAGUAGUCCUACGGAUAUAGAGAGCUACAUCCGACCUGGUUGUGUUGUAUUGACAAUAUAUCUAUGCAUGGAUAAGUCCACCUGGGACGAGCUGUACUGCAAUCUAAAUUCCACUUUGGGAAGGCUUCUUGAAUCAUCUGCUGAAUCAUUUUGGAGAACAGGAUGGAUAUAUACCCGAGUACAGCAUCGUGCAACAUUCGUAUAUAAUGGCGAGGUUGUUCUGGAUGCACCCUUACCUCUAAAUAUCCAUCGAAAUUGUAGAAUAUCAAGCAUCAAGCCUAUUGCUGUUGCUUUCUCUGAGUCUGUUCAUUUUGUUGUAAAAGGCUUCAACUUAUCCCGUGCUACGUCAAGGUUACUGUGCGCACUAGAGGGGAAGUAUCUGGUUCAGGAGAAUUGUGCUGAUAUGACUGGUGCAGCAGAUUCAUUUGUUCAACACCAAGAGAUUCAGUGCCUUGGGUUCUCUUGUUUUAUACCUAAUAUUAUUGGAAGGGGAUUUAUUGAGGUUGAAGACCAUAGUCUCAGCAGCAGCUUCUUUCCAUUCAUUGUUGCAGAGAAGGAUGUCUGCUCUGAAAUAUGCAGUCUGGAGAGCAUCAUUGACGGUGCUGAUACUGUUUAUGAAAAUGCUGAUGAAGUUAGAGCUAGAGACCAAGCUUUGGACUUUGUGCAUGAAAUGGGUUGGCUUCUCCAUAAAAAUCGGUUGAUAUUUAGGUUGGGAGCGAGCAACGGCAACAUGGACCCAUUCUCUUUCAAACGCUUCAGGUGGCUUAUUGAGUUUGCCAUCGAUCAUGACUGGUGUGCUGUGGUGAAAAAGCUCUUAAAUAUUUUGUUGGAUGGUACGGUAGAUUCAGGGCAAUACACUUCUACUUUAGUUGCAUUGCUGGAAAUUGGCCUUCUUCACCGAGCGGUUCGGAGAAAUAGCAGGUCCAUGGUAGAAUUUCUACUAGAAUACCAUCCAAGUGGAGCUUUAGACAACAGAGGGCCCGAGGAGAAGCAACUUGAUGAGGGCCAAUAUUUGUUUAAGCCUGAUAGCAUGGGCCCGGGUGGUUUGACUCCUCUGCAUGUUGCAGCCAGCCUGGACAGCUCUGAGAAUGUAUUGGAUGCAUUAACUGCAGAUCCUGGAUCGGUGGGAAUUGAAGCAUGGAAGAAGGCUCGAGACAGUAUGGGAUUAACACCACAUGACUAUGCAUGUCUGCGUGGGCAUUACUCAUACGUCCAUCUAGUUCAGAGGAAACUGAAGAAGAAAUCAGGAGAUGGACAAGUUGUUGUGGACAUUCCAGGUAUGUUAUUAGACGGCAACAAUGUGAAGCAGAAGAUAGGAAACACAAAAGUCGAGGAAAUUGGGUGUGUUCCAAACAGAAAGAAAUUGAGUUAUGGAAGGUGGAGAGCAUCAGUGACGAUAUACAGACCAGCAAUGGUUUCAAUGGUUGCAAUAGCGGCGGUGUGCGUGUGUGCUGCAUUGCUCUUCAAAAGCUCACCAGAGGUUCUUUAUUCAUUCCGGCCCUUCAGGUGGGAGCUAUUGAAAUAUGGGUCGGAGUAGGGGGAGAGGUACGAGUAAUUGUGUUGCGUUUAGGGAUAUGAUGAUAUUGAGGAUGUCCAUAUCUGUGUAUCUUAAUUUGUGAGUUGUGGCUAUGUUGUUCUCAUCCUUAGUAUAAUAUAGUAUUACAAAAUUGACAUAAAUUGGUUUCUGAAUUCAGAGGAAUAGUGAUGAAGUACA
Sesamum indicum (sesame) is the source of this 3680-nucleotide messenger RNA. RefSeq names its product squamosa promoter-binding-like protein 1. NCBI's taxonomy places the organism in Eukaryota, Viridiplantae, Streptophyta, Magnoliopsida, Lamiales, Pedaliaceae. Gene Ontology annotation, molecular function: DNA binding. Gene Ontology annotation, cellular component: nucleus. The record is from RefSeq and is a predicted model, not a curated record.